ACCUUGCAGCGCUGUCGUCGUCUCGUCUACCUAAUCUUCUUCCCUCUCCCUCUCCCCCCCCAGCUGGCUGGAAUACUACUCCCUCAUUCGCUUUCUUUCUAAAAAAACUUCAUUCCUUCUCAUUCCCAGACUAGUCUUUUUCAAUUUCACUCCUUUCUCUUUCUGACCCGUCAUGGCUACUGCGGGAGUUUCGCAAGCCAGCUCCCCACGUUUACCCAGCCCGCCCCCGUUCACUGAGGUGCAGAUCGGGCCCAAAUCACCCUCGGUCGGCGAGUCUUUCGACUCCGAGACUGAGCAAUUGCUGGGCGCUUCGCAAACCGCCGAGGAUGGUUCAACUCGCCGCAUCCGCCCGGGCACUAGAGCCAUCGAUAUGGCCUUUGGUCCGCCGUUGAUUCCUCUUUCACAGCUCGACUCCCCCUUCCAACUUCAGGAACACCUCAAGGCCCUGUAUAACCACUUCACGCGACCCGAGGGCUCCGAUACCAUUAUUCCCAUCAGCCGCGAUGUUGCGAUCCAGCUGGCGGAGCCCCCGGAGGGCGUCGACCGCUCACUCUGGCUGUACGAACUCUGCCGCUUCCUGACGAUGAAAGUCAACAACCUCAUCGUCGCCUUCUUCGCCGACUCCCCCCCUUGCUCCGCGCAGACCUGCCCGGAAAUGCGGGCCUCCGAGUGGCAGUACCUCUGCGCCGUCCACGAUCCGCCCAAGGCCUGCUGCGCCAUCGACUACUGCUGCCACACCCUCGACUGGGCGACCAACAUCCUCACCUCGCCCAAAUACUUCCCCAGUCGCCUGACGCUGGGCGCGGAGGGCGGCGGCGGCGCCCAGGCGAGCAUGCGGCACCUGACGAACAUCUUCCGCCGGCUGUAUCGCAUCUUCGCGCAUGCGUGGUUUCAGCACCGGGAGGUGUUCUGGCAGGUCGAGGGUCACGAUGGACUCUAUAUCUUCUUCAAGACCGUCUGUGACAUGUACAGUCUGAUUCCAGAGGAUAAUUACACGGUGCCGGCCGAGGCGGAGGGGUUGGAUACUGUUCAGCAGCAGCAGCAGCCGGCGGCAGCGGCAGCGGCGGGGGCGACGACGGGGUUGGAGCAUGGGGAUGGACGGAGGGUGACGAUCUUGCGGAAGGAGAACGAGCCGUUCCCUGUCAGUAUGGAGCCCGUGUCGAUCAGCACGGGCGCCACCACGAGGCGCCACAAGGGUAGCUCGUCGAUCAGCUCCGGGGUGACGACCAUCAAUGAAAGCGCUGAGGAUGAUGAGCAGCCGAAGCAGCAGGCUGUGGCCGCCGCUACUGCUGCAGUGGCCGCCGCUGCCGCUGCUGCCGGUGGCCAGAGCAAGCCGCAAUCGGCACUGCAGGCUACUGAAGAGCCCAAGCAGGCUGCUGAGCAAACGUCACCCGGUAGCCCUGCAUCGCAGGUGACUGUUGCAGAGGUACACGCGGAGGAACCGGAGCCCGCACCACAAACCGAGACCGACACUGAGCCCGAGCCCGAGCCCGAGAGCAAGGCCGAGAAGAACGCUGAAGCUGCGGGGGAAGCCGCGGAGGAAGCUGCGGAGGAGGAGCAGCCGAAGGAGGCCGAAGCAGAGGCAAAGCAUGGCGCGGAAGAAGCUUCAACGGAGGAACACUCGACAGAGGAACCGACAGCAGCUGAAGAGUCAUCUACUGAGACCACGGAGGCUGAGCCGACGCAGAAGGAGUAAAGUACGGCAGCGCGCUUGUUUCCGAUUUUAUGUGAUGCCUUGUGUCUAUACCACGGUUUGUAAUUUGUGCCAUUUUGGAUCCGAGGGAGGUGGGAAAGCGAUGUAAUAUACGAAUUCGAGCAAGAAUUAAUGAUACCCUAAUGGUG
Molecule: messenger RNA, 1842 nt
Organism: Aspergillus brunneoviolaceus CBS 621.78
Lineage: Eukaryota; Fungi; Ascomycota; Eurotiomycetes; Eurotiales; Aspergillaceae
Product: Mob1 family protein
Exons: 2
Coding region: 173-1696 (507 amino acids)
Cellular component (GO): cytoplasm
Source: RefSeq, a predicted model, not a curated record